AUGCUCGUUGUCUUGAAUGGUAGGAUUGGUUCAUCUUAUAACACCAACUGGCGCGGAAAGCAAGUUGACGAGAGAUUUGAAGUCGAGAUCAAAUUUGCUGCCUCAGGCUGCAAGUUGUCUGUGUUGGCCGGCAGCUGUGCACUACAUACAUCACGAGCCAAAAAACGAACUCUCAAAGCUGCUUGGAAGAGGAAGAUUAUCGCGGUUGAGACUCUUGUUCUAGAUGAGGGCCCCACAAUGCCAUGA
Messenger RNA from Talaromyces atroroseus, 246 nucleotides. RefSeq lists its product as hypothetical. The record is from RefSeq and is a predicted model, not a curated record. The coding region runs from base 1 to 246 and encodes 81 amino acids. Lineage: Eukaryota; Fungi; Ascomycota; Eurotiomycetes; Eurotiales; Trichocomaceae. The transcript has 3 exons.